AUGGCUGCUGUCUUUGCGGAAUGCGCCAUCGCGUUUGUCGCGAGCAGCGAACUCGCUCCAAAACUGAUCGGAGAGCUAUCGAAAAUUUUGCAAGACAAUGGUGCUACCAUCUGCGAACCUAGACGCGAUGGUUCGCUACCUGUCGAAAAAGUCACACAUAUCAUCUCCAACACAAUUGACUUUCCACAAUUCACCGAAGCACAAGCUAUUAUGAUUCCUGUAGUCACAACACAGUGGAUCGCCAGCUCCGUCGCCCGCCGAAAACAGUCACAAAUCAGGCCCUUCUCGCCUGACCCCAGGAUGAUAUUCUCAGACGUUGUCGUUACGUGCGCCGAUCUACCAGAGACGGACAAAGAGUGCAUCGCUGGUGCUGUCAUGGCCUUGGGUGGACAAGAAUCCAAGGAUGCUACUCGUAUGACUACGCAUAUUUGUGCGCUGUCAAUGGACCACCCAAAACUUCAAGCUGCUCUUGCAAAGGGAUGGAAAGGCAAGGUUGUCUUACCACACUGGUUCGACGAUUGUUUCAAGCUCGGAAAGCGCAUCGACGAAAACCCAUAUGUACUACCCGAUCCCGAGAUUCUGAAGAAGUCCCCCGAAGACGAGGUUAAAAUCCCGGAAAACAAGAACUUAUUAGGAGCAACGUCGCAUGCGCCAUUAGACCUGCGUUUGCCAUCUGACAACGAUGCAGCUCGCCCUCCUGUGACCGUUUUCCAGGAUCGCCGCGUCAUGCUCUCGAAAGACCUGAGCGUUACUGAAAGGUUAUCCAAGGUGAUUCAGGAGAUCAUCAUAAAUGGAGGCGGAAAGCUCGUGGAUGAGGUCGGGGACUGCGAUGCCUUCAUUUGCCAGUACCGUGAUGGACCUCAGUAUAUUAGAGCAGCGCAAUCAUGCAAGGAUGUUGGCAACCUGGCUUGGCUUUUCUGGCUGAUUGUUCAUAACGAAUGGACAUCACCCCUUCGUCGACUGCUACAUUAUCCUAUUCCAAGGGACGGCAUCCCGGGCUUCAAGGAACUUCGCAUUACUGUUUCAAAUUACGGUGGAGAGGCACGAAUCUACCUUGAGAAUCUGAUCAGGGCGUGUGGAGCCGAGUUUACCAAGACGAUGAAAUCGGACAACACCCAUCUCAUCACCGCACGCGAUUCUAGUGAAAAGUGCAAAGCGGCGCCUGAAUGGGGCAUCGACGUUGUGAACCAUCUUUGGAUUGAGGAGAGCUAUGCUAAAUGCGAGAUAACUCCCAUUAGCAUCAAGAAGUACACCCACUUUCCUCCUCGAACUAAUCUGGGAGAGAUAAUCGGUCAAACAUUUUUUGACGAGUCGAGGUUGCGGGACAAGUACUAUCCCGGAGGCGACGAAAACUUGUCCCCGGCAGCGAAGAGAAAGCGGAAGAUCCUCGAAGCUGCAGAGGAAAAUGCCUACCCACGAGGACCAGCAGAGGGUGUCGUAAUUGGUCAAGUCGGCAGCGAAGAUGUCGAGAUGGAGGAUGUUGAAGAGGAUGAGAAACCCGCGAAGAAAAAGGCCGCUGCGAAGGCUGCUUCCGUAGCAACUCCUAUUCGAUCACGGCGUGCAGGAAAGGAGAAUGACACGCCAUCAGUGAUUUCUACAGGAGGUCGUAGUGCCAAAGCGAAAGCACAGGCAGCUUUGCUUGACCUAAGCGACGACAUUGCGUUGUACGAAAAGGAGAAGAAGAGGAAUGCUAAAGGAGGCAAUGCAGUCUGGGGUGGCAAACGGGCUGCGGAUCAGGCUGAGAAAGACAUCAUCAAGACAAAAAGUGCAUCUCCUGAAGCUGAAGACGACACAACGACGGCCAAGCGGCCGGCAAAGAAGGCAAAACCGUCCCUUCCUGGCGUUUCAAUGCGUAUUAUCUUGACAGCAUUCAAUCGCUGGGUCGGAGACAAGAGCAAGGAAGAUCGGGAUCGAAAAAAACUACGAGAAAUGGGGAUUCAGAUUGUUGGAGAGGGUCAACCUUGUGACUAUCUGGCUGCACCCAACGUCGUCCGCACUGUCAAAUUUUUGUGUGCCCUUUCACGCGGACCAACCGUCAUCUCCUCAAGUUUCAUCGACCAAGCCUUAGAUACGGGCAAUCUACCUGAUGUGGACGACUUCACACUCCAAGACAAGGAUGCGGAAAAGAAGUACAAUAUCGAGCUCGACAAGUCGGUUGCCCGUGCUAAAGCCAACAGAGGCAAGCUACUGCUAGGUGUCCCAAUUUAUUGCACGGAAAAGAUCCGCAAUGGUCCCGACAGCUACAGGGCUAUCGCCGAGGCAAACGGGGCGAUUUUCAAGAUCUAUCGAGCGCGAAGUGGAACAACAAUUCGACCAACGACCGCCGAGGAAGAAGGCAAUGCGCCUCCUGAGCCUGUUUACCUCCUCAGCAGUGAUGCCAAGGAUGAGAAGGCACUGUGGGAUCGAUUCCGAGAGAUGGCGCGGGGAGGCAACAUGGAACCGCGGGUCGUGGUACCUGACUGGUUGCUCGAUGUUGCAAUGGCUCAACAAGUACGGUUCGACGAAUCUUUUCUUGUCGAGAAAUAUUACGCUGCAGAGUGA
Molecule: messenger RNA, 2541 nt
Organism: Fusarium venenatum
Lineage: Eukaryota; Fungi; Ascomycota; Sordariomycetes; Hypocreales; Nectriaceae
Biological process (GO): DNA double-strand break attachment to nuclear envelope; double-strand break repair
Cellular component (GO): Cul8-RING ubiquitin ligase complex; nucleus
Source: RefSeq, a predicted model, not a curated record